ACCCCGGUGUUCCGCAGAGGAGGUGGGCCAAGAGGUGGAGGACCAGAAGGUGGAGCCGGACAGAUGGACGGAGCUCGGGAGGGGGUUUACUGCGUGGUUGACCUGAAGGAGCUGAGCAGUUGCCCCGGAGAGGAGCUGCCUCAUGCGACCGGUGUUGCUUGUGCCCCCAAAAUGCCUCAGGUGGAGUUCAGCCUUGCAUGCAAUGACCUGGUGGCCCCAGGCCGAGACGGGACGCCCAAUACGGUGGUCCACGUGGCUGUGGUGGACCCUCAUAAGGAUCACCUGGUCUCCCAUUCCUGCACAGAGAUAAUUGAGGCAAAUAAAGAUCCGUGCUUUCUGACCGGGGUCACCUUCCCCUCGGACUGUACCGCCACGCCAGAGACGCUCGUCAAGCUGACAGUGUAUGAUGUAAAGGACAAACACCAGGAAGUCGGCAGCUUCCUGGGCAGUGCCACAUUUUCGGUGGCCGAUCUGCUUCGGGCCAAAGAUGAACGACUGUCCUUAAAUCUCAGGUCGUCUGAUGGUGGCUGUGCAGCCGGAACAGUGGUGGUGAGUCGACUUAAGAUGGGCGAGAUGGAAGAAGCGGAGAAUAUCACUACCGACGUACCGUCCCAGAAGUGUCCCUUAGUGUGCGAGUCUGCAUCGCACAGCUGUGUGGACAGAGACCACCUCCUGACAGGACCAGUGUUCACCAACCCGGUAUGCAAAGUGUACAGGUUCCAAACAGUGGACAGCAAGUGGAUGCUGGUGCGUGAGCAAAUGGAGGAGUGCACAUUGUCCUUCAGCAUUCCUAAGCAACUGCUCUCGCUCUACAUGCAAGAGGACAUGAGCAGGGUGCAGGAUCUGAAGGAGCUGGGGGAACUUUCUCCACACUGGGACAACUUACGGAAGGAGGUGAUAACACGAUACGGCGACAUCAUCAGCUCCUACCAGGAGACGCUAGCUGAAAUGGAGAAAAUUACUGGCCCGUCCUUCAAGCCGAGUUGCUGCAAAGCCCAGAAAUCCCUGGAAUUCCUCCCAAUCAACCUGCACACUCAGAGGAUGAGGGUGACGUGCCCCAGAAAGACAGACGCGUCGUACGACAUUGUCACGGCGGGCGCACCCGCUGCACACUUCCAGGGCUUCAAGAGCGGCGGUCUGCAGCGUCUCCUCAGCAGAUACGAAGCUGAGAAGAAAAGCUUCAGCACGGCCUACCAGUGUAUCUACUACUCGCCUGAGCACACGGCCAAAGCUCAGGAGGUUCUGAGCAGUGUGAGGCUCCUCCAGCCGCUCAUCAGCAGCUUAGCGGACCAACUACUGUACGCCGCUCACGAGCAGUCCUCUCCCGGCCUGAGGGAGGCGCUGAAGAACCUCGCCGACAAGACAGAGCAAUUUGUCCACACGCUCAAGGAUGAAUUGGUCAAGUGCGCCUUGUUGGCACUGCACACCGCCCAGCCCGGGUACGUGUCCAAGAACCAGAAGGCCGGCAACCGAGACCUGAGUCCCAUCCGGACGGUGUCGCCCUCGCUCCCUGGUGACGACGAGGCUCCGUCGUGCAACAACAUAGACGGAACACAGGGCCUGAGGCGAGGCGAAGACUCCAUCCCCCACCACAAAGAGUACGACGAGGAGGAAUGGGACAGGGUCUGGGCCAGCGUGGCCAAGCGUCUCAACUGCGUCAUCGCCAUGGUGGACCAGCUGGCCGACCAGGACGACCGCAGCAAGAAGGAGAGCGGCGGCGAGCAGCAACAACUCGCCGACGUCAUCACCUCACACAACCCUGCAGGUGACUGGCGGGAGCAGCUGUGCCCCCUAGUGGCCAGGUUGAAGGAGUGCGUGACACAGGUGGUGGACAAGGCCAAGAGAGCCGUCACCUUUGUGCUCCUGCAGGAAGCCGCCUGCAGCAUCCCGCAGGGAUUCCUGCUUCAGCAGAGGAGAGACGUCGUCUUCAGUCAGGCUCUGGCAGUGUUGGCGUGCGGUUUCGUCAUGCGCCUGUACGCAGGAAUUCAGGACAAAGGCUUCCUGAGGCAGCUCCACCUGGUCGGCCUGGUGGCCCAGUUUGAAAGCCUGCUCAGCACCUACAGUGAGUUCGCCAGUUUGGAACCGCAAAUAAGCCAAUUACAAUGCGAAGAGAUCGGCAUGCUGGAGGACAUGGAGGUGGGCGUGGCGGACCUCCAGAGGGUCGUGUUCAAGGUGACCCGGGCCCAGACGGAGCACCUCAGUGACCUUCAGCCAGUAGUGCGAGGCAGACGGAACCACUUCACUGUGGAGGUCCCACUGCCAGGCACCGCCUUCCAGAACAUGCCGGAGGAAAUCAAGGAAGGCCGACCUCUGCGCGUGUUUCCGGUACUCUUUAACGUGGGCAUCAACGAGCAGCAAACCAUUGCCGAAAGAUUUGGCGAUAUUUCCCUUCAGGAGAGGAUCAACCAGAAGAACUUUGAGACGCUGGAGUGUUAUUACAAAACACUGAGCGAAAAGGUGCCACGUGAAUGUCUACCGUGUUUUCAAAGCCAGACUGACAUCAAGGAACUACUUGAAACCCUGGGCCAGAAUGUAGUCACGAAGCGGAGGAAGAACGUGGAGAUUCUCUGGAGCGCCGCGGCGAUUUGCCGACGUCUGAACGGCAUCAGGUUCACCAGCUGCAAAAGUGCCAAAGACCGAACGUCCAUGUCCGUCACGCUGGAGCAGUGCGCCCUGCUGCGUGACGAACACCAGCUCAGCAAGGACUUCUUCAUUCGCGCGCUGGACUGUAUGCGAAGAGAAGGCUGCCGCAUGGACAACGUGGAGAAGAACAUCGGCUGCAGGAAGUACGCCUUCAACGUGCUGCAGCUGAUGGCCUUCCCAAAGUGCUACCGGCCGCCUGAGGGCUCGUACGGAAAAGUGGACUUUUGAGCACUUCCUGUCUUUGUCUUUGUCGCCUGAUAAGGUAGUCCAGCCCAGACAUCCUACGUGCAGCUCGACUUCGCAUACGUGUCAUUUUUUUUAAUACUAUACAACAAUUAUUUAUUUUUUCUACCCUGAAACAAUGUUAGCAUACUCAGGGGUUUGACUCCUGUAUUGUAUAAAAUGAUGUCAUUCAAUGUACUUGUACCAUUUUAGCAAAUAAAACCGACUUUCCAUUUG
Molecule: messenger RNA, 3102 nt
Organism: Phyllopteryx taeniolatus (common seadragon)
Lineage: Eukaryota; Metazoa; Chordata; Actinopteri; Syngnathiformes; Syngnathidae
Gene: inpp4b
Product: inositol polyphosphate-4-phosphatase type II B
Exons: 22
Coding region: 64-2871 (935 amino acids)
Cellular component (GO): cytoplasm
Molecular function (GO): phosphatidylinositol-3,4-bisphosphate 4-phosphatase activity
Source: RefSeq, a predicted model, not a curated record